AGUUUUUUUUUUUAUCAGGACUUUUACUUUUACUUCACUACAUUUAUAAGUUAAAUAAUAUACUUUUACUUCGUUACUUUGACAUUUGCCACCUCGUUACUCGUUACAAAUUAAAACAGUCUCUGCAUGAGAUUCCGAGAGGACGAGAAGAACCACGUACGGUACUCUCGCGAAGAAGGUAUAAAUACGGGAUGCGCGCACCGCGCGGGGGCGGCAGAGAGAUCACUACAAACAUGGCAGCCGCAGAGCAUGUGGAUGAGGGAGACACAGAAGACGACGCACAGAGUUCAACAGAAGUCGACGACGGACACCCGUGGUCAUACCUGGAAAGUAUGUUCAGCUACCUCGGGAUGCGGGCAAAUUCCUACCGAAUGAAGUGCAUGUUAUGCCUUCCGAAGUGCCACGAAAUAAAGGCCUUCAAAAGCUCCCCGUCCAACCUCAAAAAACACAUCCAAAGAGCACAUCCACAACAUCUAAAGAAAUAUGAGCAGCUGACCUCACAAAAAAGAAAGAGGGCUUCGGAAGCUGGGACCUCCACCCUCAAACAGACCACGUUGCUGGCUACCCGAUCCAUAUCUCAGAGUGCUGUUGACAGGGCCAUUGUUAAGUAUGUUGUCAACAAUCUCCAGCCAUUGUCAACUGUCGAGAAUGAAGCCUUCAGAGAGCUUCUCACAGAUCUUCUUCCUACUGCCAAAGUCAUCACACGGGUCACCCUGCGAUCAAGGAUUGAAGAUUUAGCAAAGUCUAUGAAAAACGUGUUAACUGAGGAGAUGAGUAAAGUGGACCACAUCGCCACCACUACAGAUUGCUGGUCAGUUAGGAGAAGGAGCUUCCUUGGUGUGACUGCUCAUUGGUGA
Messenger RNA from Gadus chalcogrammus (walleye pollock), 857 nucleotides. RefSeq lists its product as uncharacterized. Gene Ontology annotation, molecular function: DNA binding. The coding region runs from base 192 to 857 and encodes 221 amino acids. The transcript is spliced from 2 exons. NCBI's taxonomy places the organism in Eukaryota, Metazoa, Chordata, Actinopteri, Gadiformes, Gadidae. The record is from RefSeq and is a predicted model, not a curated record.